Messenger RNA from Pseudovirgaria hyperparasitica, 321 nucleotides. RefSeq lists its product as uncharacterized. Gene Ontology annotation, molecular function: structural constituent of ribosome. Gene Ontology annotation, biological process: translation. The annotation marks the transcript as partial. The record is from RefSeq and is a predicted model, not a curated record. Gene Ontology annotation, cellular component: ribosome; cytosolic large ribosomal subunit. Lineage: Eukaryota; Fungi; Ascomycota; Dothideomycetes; Acrospermales; Acrospermaceae. The transcript has 3 exons.
CAGGUCAAUAUUCCCAAGACCCGCCGCACCUAUUGCAAGGGCAAAGGCUGUAAAAAGCAUACCCAACACAGAGUGACCCAGUACAAGGCCGGCAAGGCUUCACUGUUCGCCCAGGGAAAGCGUCGUUAUGAUCGCAAGCAGUCUGGUUAUGGUGGUCAGACCAAACCCGUAUUCCACAAGAAAGCAAAGACUACGAAGAAGGUCGUCUUAAGAUUGGAAUGCACUGUAUGCAAAACCAAGGCUCAACUGGCGCUCAAACGUUGCAAGCACUUCGAGCUAGGUGGUGACAAGAAAACUAAGGGUGCCGCACUUGUAUUUUGA